This is a messenger RNA of Ailuropoda melanoleuca (giant panda), 267 nucleotides long. RefSeq names its product guanine nucleotide-binding protein G(I)/G(S)/G(O) subunit gamma-5-like. Lineage: Eukaryota; Metazoa; Chordata; Mammalia; Carnivora; Ursidae. The coding region runs from base 1 to 267 and encodes 88 amino acids. The transcript has a single exon. Gene Ontology annotation, cellular component: heterotrimeric G-protein complex. The record is from RefSeq and is a predicted model, not a curated record. Gene Ontology annotation, biological process: G protein-coupled receptor signaling pathway. Gene Ontology annotation, molecular function: G-protein beta-subunit binding.
AUGGACCCAAGACACAACCCAUCCACGUACCCACAAGUCUGCCCGGCUCUAGUGAGAACCAUAUCUGGUUCCUCCAGCAUCGCCACUAUGAAGAAAGUCAUUCAACAGCUCCAGCUGGAAGCCAGGCUCCACUGGGUGAAGGUUUCCCAGGUAGCUACAGAUUUGAAACAAUUCUGUCUGCAGAAUGCUCAACAUGAUCCCCUGCUGACUGGAGUAUCUUCAAGUAAGAAUCCCUUCAGACCCCAUAAAGUCUGUCACUUUUUGUAA